Molecule: messenger RNA, 915 nt
Organism: Papilio polytes (common Mormon)
Lineage: Eukaryota; Metazoa; Arthropoda; Insecta; Lepidoptera; Papilionidae
Gene: RsfS312
Exons: 3
Coding region: 93-809 (238 amino acids)
Biological process (GO): negative regulation of ribosome biogenesis; negative regulation of translation
Cellular component (GO): mitochondrion
Molecular function (GO): ribosomal large subunit binding
Source: RefSeq, a predicted model, not a curated record
CAACUUGUCAAAAUUCAAAUUUUAUAACCUAUACAAGCAAAAUAAAUAAUGUUAAAACAUUAUUUGUAGUAGAAAACAGCACUUAAAACGAAAUGUUUAAAACAAUUUUAACAUCUACGGUAUCUAAUUUUUAUAAAUCCAGUACUAGUUUAAGAUGUAAAUAUGAUAUAAGAUACCAACGAUAUAUACAUCGAACGGUUGUGUUUCUAAACCCAAGAAAUGUAUCAAAAGACAAAUCCUUCCCUUCAGCUAUGUCGCGAAAAUACGAAGUCCUCGAUGAAACAAGUUUACCUAUAAUAGAACACACUGCAGAUGAAAUUCACAUGGAUGAAAAAUAUCCAAUUCUUAGUGAUGAGUUUGAUGGAAUAAAUCUCGCAAGAGGAAAAAAUGGAGUGUUUGAAAUUGAGGAUCUUGUUGAGCUGUUACAGCGAGAGAAUUCCAAAAACAUUUUUGUGGCAUCAGUACCAAAGGAGAUUAAUUAUGUGGAAUACAUAUGUGUUGUCAGUGGCCGCAGUAAGAGACAUUUAAAAGCUUUAGCAGAGUUUGUACGGAAGGUUUAUAAGAAAAAAUGUUACAAAUCAGAUCAGAUACCAAGGAUAGAAGGAAAGGAUUCAGAUGACUGGAUUGCAUUAGAUUUAGGUAACAUUGCUCUUCAUAUCUUCUCCGAUAAAGCUAGAGAAGUCUACGACUUGGAAACUCUAUGGGCAGUAGGACCAGAGUAUGAUGAGAAAAUGACACAGAAGAGUGACAUUGUAGAUAUAUUUGAAAACUACAGUUCAUAUUUGAAAGAUUUAAAACCUCUAGAAUGAAUUGUUCCCUAACAUUUAUUCAAAGUAACUUUGUAAUAUAACUAAAAUAGAUAAUAUUUAGAUUUUUAAGACAUAAAUCUAUUGUACGAAAUUUAAAAAAAUAAAC